GGUGAGGCACGCGGGGACUUGUGGGAAAGCGCAGGAAGGCGGGGUCUUGCCCGCGUCGCUGUGGGCUGGACGGGCUGGAGGUGUGGGCCUUAACGGGGUGGAGAGGCCAUAAUGACGUCAACUAAUAAAGCAAUUGAAUUACAACUGCAAGUGAAACAAAAUGCAGAAGAAUUGCAAGACUUUAUGAGGGAUUUAGAAAACUGGGAAGAAGAUAUUAAACAAAAGGAUAUGGAGCUAAGAAGACAGAAUGGUGUCCCUGAAGAGAAUUUACCUCCUAUCCGAAAUAAGAAUUUUAGGAAAAAGAAGAAAGGUAAAGCGAAAGAGUCAUCUAAAAAAACCAAAGAUGAAAACACAAAAAACAGGAUAAAGUCUUAUGAUUAUGAGGCGUGGGCAAAACUUGAUGUGGAAAGUAUUCUUGAUGAACUUGACAAAGAAGAGACUACCCAUGAUUCUCUGUCUCAAGAAUCAGAGUCAGAAGAAGAUGGAAUUCAUGUAGAUUCACAAAAGGCCCUUGCUCUAAAAGAAAAGGGCAAUAAGUACUUCAAACAAGGAAAAUAUGAUGAAGCAAUUGAGUGCUACACCAAAGGCAUGGAUGCCGAUCCAUAUAACCCUGUGUUGCCAACAAACAGAGCAUCAGCAUACUUUAGAAUGAAAAAGUUUGCUGUUGCUGAGUCUGAUUGUAAUUUAGCAGUUGCCUUGAAUAGAAGUUAUACAAAGGCUUAUGCAAGACGAGGUGCUGCUCGAUUUGCUUUGCAAAAAUUAGAGGAUGCCAAAAAAGAUUAUGAAAAAGUGUUAGAACUGGAACCAAAUAACUUUGAAGCAACAAAUGAACUCAGGAAAAUUAAUCAGGCUUUAACAUCCAAAGAAGACUCACACCCAAAGGAAGCCGGCACGGUGAUUAAGUCAACUGAAGGAGAGAAGAAGCAAGUUGAAGAGCAGCAGAAUAAGCAGCAGGCCAUUUCAGAGAAAGAUCUGGGGAAUGGAUUUUUCAAAGAGGGAAAAUAUGAAAGAGCAAUUGAAUGCUAUACUCGAGGAAUAGCAGCAGAUGGCACUAAUGCUCUUCUUCCAGCUAACAGAGCAAUGGCCUAUCUGAAGAUUCAGAAAUAUGAAGAGGCUGAAAAUGACUGCACACAAGCUAUUUUAUUAGAUGGCUCAUAUUCUAAAGCUUUUGCCAGAAGAGGAACUGCAAGAACAUUUUUGGGAAAGUUAAAUGAGGCCAAACAAGAUUUUGAAACUGUUUUACUUCUGGAACCUGGAAAUAAGCAAGCAGUAACUGAACUUUCCAAAAUUAAAAAGGAAUUAAUUGAGAAAGGACACUGGGAUGAUGUCUUUCUCGAUUCUACUCAGAGGCAAAAUGUGGUAAAACCCAUUGAUAAUCCACCUCGUCUCGGAUCAACUAAACCACUAAAGAAGGUUAUUAUUGAAGAAACUGGUCAUUUGGUACAGACUGUUGAUGUGCCAGAUAGCACUACUGCUGCUGCUCCAGAGAGGAAUCCUGUUAAUCUAGCAAACGUAACAGCAACCACAAGCACUGCAAGUAAGAAGAGUUCAAGCCAAGAUGACCUGUUGCCCACAAGUGAUAUUCCAAAAGCAAAAGUAUUAAAAACAGAAGAAAUCAGUGAUACUUCAGCCCAGCAACCUCAAGUUAAUUUGAAACAGGAUGUAUGUCAGUCUUUCAGUGAGAAGAUUUCUAUAGAGGUAGACAAAAUGCCUGCUCAGUUUAUCACAACUGUUCUUCCUCCAGUUCCUGCAAACUCCUUUCAGCUUGAAUCUGAUUUUAGACAACUGAAAAGUUCUCCAGAUAUGUUAUAUCAGUAUUUGAAGAAAAUUGAACCAUCCUUGUAUCCUAAGUUGUUUCAGAAAAAUCUAGAUCCAGAUGUAUUCAACCAAAUCAUUAAAAUUCUACAUGACUUUUACAUUGAGAAAGAAAAGCCAUCACUCGUCUUGGAAAUUUUACAAAGGCUUUCUGAACUGAAAAGGUUUGACAUGGCAGUGAUGUUUAUGUCAGAACCUGAGAAAAGAAUUGUACGUGUAUUAUUCAAUCACAUAGAGAAAUCAGGAUUGAAGGGUAAUUCCGUUGAAGAACUCAAGAAAAGAUAUGAUGGUUGAUUUCCAUUUUUACUGGAAUUAUUGUCUGACUUCCACUGUACAUUUUUUUCUAUUGAAAUAAAGUGUUUUGUUCUCUUUUUAAGAAAAUGAAAUCACAGGAGAAUACAAUCUUUGGAUAUAAGUUAAUUAACUGUAAAGUGAAUCGAGAUUUAACUGGUGAGAAAUAUAUUCAAGUAAACUAUUUAUAAGUCUUUUUCUGACAAUAAAAAUAUAAAUGAGGUAUACUUGUAAAGAUCAGUAUUUUAUAAGUCAUUUACAAUGUUGGACGUAGAUACAUAUUUCAGUAUCUGUAGAUACAUUUUGUAUUUUCAUGAGUUUUGCAAGCGCAAUGACAAGGUUGCUUCGUUAGCACGUGAGUAAAGUUGUGUUUGUGUGGAGGGAGUUGCACAGGUAGCUAGAUUGGUUCUUUCUAAGCUUUUUAAUAUCAUUGUGCCAGCUCACUAACAAAAUUACUUAGUUGCAGGAUAUGUAUUUUUAGUUUUUAUGUUGAAAGGAGACUUUCAACUAGACUUUCUAUAUUGGUUAAUUGAAGAGUCACAACCUCCUUAGAUUUAAUGCUUCAGUUUUUUUCCUGAAGAUAUCCAUGUCAUAUGUUAACUAAGGCAUAUAAUCUAAAGCAAAGCAAGGUGUAAAAAUACUGAAGACUAGGAAUGUUUCCGCAGUCAUCAGCAUAUAGGGUGCGUGUGUGUGAGUGUGGCGUUGGGAAGCCUUUGAGAGCAGGGCUGGUGCUCUGCUCAUCCCUGUGCAGUGCCUGGCGCAGUCCUUGGCCCCCGGUUAGGUGCUCAGUUGAUAUUUAUGCGAUCGAAUGUAUUUUGACAGCAGGAAUUGAUUUUAGUGACUGUUAAAGGAGCAGCCUAGCAAAUUUUGGGCAUCCCAUCAAUGUUGUUAAAAUCAACUUAAUUUUAGAGGCUGUCAAGUU
Messenger RNA from Phyllostomus discolor (pale spear-nosed bat), 3028 nucleotides. RefSeq names its product RNA polymerase II associated protein 3 (gene RPAP3). The record is from RefSeq and is a predicted model, not a curated record. Gene Ontology annotation, molecular function: protein binding. Lineage: Eukaryota; Metazoa; Chordata; Mammalia; Chiroptera; Phyllostomidae. The coding region runs from base 112 to 2109 and encodes 665 amino acids. The transcript has 17 exons.